This is a messenger RNA of Cololabis saira (Pacific saury), 3113 nucleotides long. RefSeq names its product nuclear receptor subfamily 1, group D, member 2b (gene nr1d2b). The record is from RefSeq and is a predicted model, not a curated record. Gene Ontology annotation, biological process: negative regulation of transcription by RNA polymerase II; positive regulation of transcription by RNA polymerase II; hormone-mediated signaling pathway. Gene Ontology annotation, molecular function: zinc ion binding; RNA polymerase II cis-regulatory region sequence-specific DNA binding; nuclear receptor activity. The transcript has 8 exons. The coding region runs from base 241 to 1995 and encodes 584 amino acids. NCBI's taxonomy places the organism in Eukaryota, Metazoa, Chordata, Actinopteri, Beloniformes, Belonidae.
UUUGGCGUUUCGUUGUCCGUUUGAUACAUUAUUCUACAUGUUUAUUUAACCCCUGCAAAGUUAGUUACAGGUAGACUGUUUUUUUCCCAGUUUCCUUUAACCUGCCGUCAUUGACAGUCUGCUUUGGCUGCAACGGCGGGUGUCUCAACAACCAUCUCCAGUCAGCGACUCUUCAGUUGCUGAACCCUCACAAAACACGGCUUUAGCAGCGAGGUAGCAGCGGAGGACCGUCGACGGGACAUGGAGUCGCACAAAGCUGGGGGCGUCAUAGCCUACAUCCGCUCAUCCAGCUCCUCCUCCAGCCCCGAGUCCUGCCACAGCGAAUCCUCCAACGGCAGCUACCAGUCGUCCUCUCCUCCCCGCGGCUCCUCGCCCAGCGGGAACCCGCCGGCCGAGCCCUCGCUGGCCGUCAGCAGCACGCAGAAGAGCGGGCUCUCCUCGUCCUCGGGGAGAUGCAGCAUCACAAAACUCAACGGCCUGGUGCUCCUGUGUAAGGUGUGCGGUGACGUGGCCUCCGGCUUCCACUACGGCGUGCACGCCUGCGAGGGCUGCAAGGGCUUCUUCAGGAGGAGCAUCCAGCAGAACAUCCAGUACAAGAAGUGCCUUAAGAAUGAGACUUGUCCCAUCAUGAGAAUCAACCGCAACCGCUGCCAGCAGUGUCGCUUCAAGAAAUGCCUCCUGGUGGGGAUGUCCCGGGACUCUGUGCGCUUCGGUCGCAUUCCAAAGCGGGAGAAGCAGCGCAUGCUGCUGGAGAUGCAGAGUGCCAUGAACAACAUGAUGAACAACGAGCACCUGCAGAAUCAGUCCCUGUCCGUGGGGGCGGCCCCGCCGCCCGGCCCCGCCCAACCUACCUCUGAGGAGGCCGGCUCCGGCUCCGGCUCCGCCUCCUCGCCCUCGUCUUCGCCACACUCCAGCCAGUCGGACUCCAGCUCGGACCCCCGGCCCGGCACGUCCAUGGACACCAGCUCCAGCUCUGGUUCCCCCAGCGCCUCGGACAGCAGCGAGGAGGAGGUGAUCGGCUCGGUGACCCGGGCCCACCAGGAGACAUUCAUGUACAACCAGGAGCAGAUUAGCCUCACCGCUGAGCAUCCACGCACCCCCCCUCUGAACAACGGGGCCACAAACCCCCCCACUCACUUCCUGACAGAGCAGGGCCAGGACUCCUGGAACCGCCACAACAACCUGGUCACCGAGACGCUGCACAAACCCCCCUCCAUCCUCGGCCCUCAGCACCGGGAGGACAACGGCCCCGACCAGUGUCCGUUCAGACAUUUCCAGAACCCGUCGGCCAGCCACUGUCCCACCUACAUCCACGGAGCUGCCGGAGCGCCGUGCGCAAAGGGCGGGGCCCCCCGAGCCCACGGUGGCCCCGGGUGGAGAGGAGGGAACAGGAUGCACCUGGUCUGCCCCAUGAACACGUGUCCCUACGUGGACCCGCAGAAGUCCGGCCACCAGGUGUGGGAGGAGUUCUCCCACAGCUUCACCCCGGCCGUCCGGGAGGUGGUGGAGUUUGCCAAAAAGAUCCCCGGCUUCAGAGACCUGUCGCAGCACGACCAGGUCAGCCUCCUGAAGGCGGGCACCUUCGAGGUGCUCGUCGUUCGCUUCGCCUCUCUGUUUGACGUGAAGGACCGCGCCGUCACUUUUCUUGGAGGGAAGAAGUACAGCGUGGACUCUCUGAGGGCCAUGGGCUCCGGGGACCUCCUCAACUCCAUGUUUGACUUCAGCGAAAAGCUGAUGAAUCUGGGCCUCAGCGACGAGGAGAUGAGCCUCUUCACUGCCGUGGUUCUGGUCUCUGCAGAUCGCUCCGGGAUCGAGAACGUGAACUCCGUGGAGGCCCUGCAGGAGACCCUGAUCCGGGCCCUGCGGAGCCUCAUCACCAGGAACCACCCCAACGAGUCGGCCAUCUUCACCAAGCUGCUGCUCAAGCUGCCCGACCUGCGCUCGCUCAACAACAUGCACUCGGAGCAGCUGCUGGGCUUCAACGUCCAUUCCUGAACUCUCCACGCUCCAGUAUUUUCCAGAACUUCAGACGGACCAAAAUGAAAAUCUGGAGGCUCCGUGAAGCGGCAGAUCUGCUUUCCCCCCCCGCUCGACACCUGUGCACGUCACCACUCCACCCCCGGGUGUUUCAGGCCGUGCGUGUGCAUGUGCAGAGCGGGGCGGGCUGUGAAAUGUUCCCGUACUGUAAGGCGUGCCAGCCACCGUGAUAGUGAUGCGUACAUGCAGACACAUGUUGUACAGGUUUCUAGUGUUUGUGUGUAGCAGCUGUGCAAAUGUUAGAAGCACUUUUCCGUCAAAUGUGUACUUGUAGUGCAAUACGUGACUUUGUUUUAGUUUUUAAAGCUGCUUUUCCCAGUGGCUUACAUAAAUCUUAAUGACUGAAUCUAAAGAUAGCGGUGAGGAAAAGAAACAACAGAAGAUGGCGAGUGUGAGCUCCCUCGCAGAAGAAUCUUUAAGCAGUUUCACUUGAAUUAUCUGGGAAGCAAGUUCUUAUUUUAUACUUAUGCAGUAGUACAUACAUACUCUGUGUUCUCGCCGCAUUCUCUCCUGUUCCGGCGAAUGGUUUAGGCGUUGCCAUAAAUUAGCUGUACCAAUGCCAGAUUUCCUCCCUCAAUAAGAUCAGCAGAGAUCAGGACUGGCACUGAAACGUUGGACCUGUUUGAACUGCCGUCUUAACUGUUUCAGGUGGUGCAGUUGUCUGGACGUCCACUGAAGCUCCGCCCUGCGUGAACACUUUCUGUUUUACAAUACUGUACAUACAAGCUGAGUGUUGAGGCUAGUUGCUACGACGAUUCCACAUAACGUAUGAUUGUAAUAUCAUGGAAGUGAUUGUAAUAUAAAAAUGUAAGCUGAGUUGAAGUUGCUGUCAUUCAAGCUUAUUUUGCGGUGUAUAUUUUCUUUCUUUCUUUUCUUGAGUCCAGACUUUCUGGCCUUUUAAUAAUCGGAGCUUCUGUUAUUGUGUUAACAGUUGUGACGUGUGGGUCUAUUCUCUGAAAAGAUUGCUUGUUUUCUCUCUAUAGACAAAGAGAAGGAUUAAAUACAAAAAUACUAUGAUAGCUGUAUAGAUGAACAUCUAUAUAAAUAAAUUUUAUAAAUGCAGCGGUUUCAAUUCA